UGUACUUAUAUUUCAAGCUUACACUUGUGUUUGUAUGCUAAAAGCAACUGAACUUUUGAAUUAUAGAACGCGUUAUCAGACAGUUAGAGUUGUUGAUGAUCAUUCCGAAAGAUAAGAAUUUGAUUAGAUCUAAAUGAUUUGUAAGAAAGCGAUGAACUUACGUGUAAUAGUCAAGUACUCCUUGCUAUUAUUUUGCUGCCGCUUGCGCCUAGGGAGUACCAGGAAUAGAGAGAAAGAAGGCACAAACGUAUCAGCAAGACGCUUCAUUUUUGACAGCAACAACAAAUUUACAGGUUGGACAUCAUGGGAACAGUUUGCGGCAUGUUCUACACAAUGUGUAAGCGGGUAUGAAAAACAAACAAAGGAAUGUUGCGACACUGGGGACAAUAAACUUUGCUAUAAUCUACCAUGGAAUCAUCUUAAAAGCCUUGUUGGAACAUGUCCUAAUGACGGCAUGUGGUCAGAUUGGUCAAACUGGAGUAUAUGUAGCGUUACAUGUAGCACUGGCUCAAUGAUUAGAAAAAGAAAUUGUACAUACAAUCAGCCUGUAGCAAUGCCUGGUUUUCCCUGUCAGGGCAAGGCUAGUGAAUCAAAAGUUUGUCAAAUGACACUUUGUCCAGUCAAUGGACAUUGGUCAGACUGGAGUAACUUUACCGCGUGUACAGUGUCCUGUGCCGGAGGGACGAAGGUUCGAAUCCGAACCUGCCUGUUUAACGAAUCGGCACCUCAUGGAUCCCAGUGCUUCGGCAACAGAACAGAUACACAGGAUUGUAAUACUGUGCGUUGUCCAGUCAAUGGACAUUGGUCAGACUGGAGUAAAUUUACCGACUGUACAGUGUCUUGUGCCGGCGGGACGAAGGUUCGAAAUAGAACCUGCCUGUUUGACAAAACGGCACCUCAUGGAGCCCAAUGCUUCGGCAACACAACAGAUACACGGGAGUGCAAUACUGAGCAUUGCCCAGUCAAUGGACAUUGGUCAGACUGGAGUAAAUUUACCGACUGUACAGUGUCCUGUGCCGGCGGGACGAAGGUUCGAAAUAGAACCUGCCUGUUUGACAAAACGGCACCUCAUGGAGCCCAAUGCUUCGGCAACACAACAGAUACACGGGAGUGCAAUACUGAGCAUUGCCCAGUCAAUGGACAUUGGUCAGACUGGAGUAACUUUACCAAGUGUACAGUGUCCUGUGCCGGCGGGACGAAGGUUCGAAAUAGAACCUGUCUGUUUGACGAAUCGGCACCUCAUGGAGCCCAGUGCUUCGGCAACAUAACAGAUACACGGGAUUGCAAUACUGUGCGUUGUCCAGCUACCACAAUCUCCACCUCAACGACAACAACUCCAACAACUACAACUCGCGCGACCACAACACCAUCGACUACGACCACAAUCGCCUUACCAACAACUCCGAGGUCAUGUUUCACUUGCCAAGGACCUCCCGUCAUCUGUGAGAAACUAAAUUUUCCUGCAGAUUGCCCGCUAGAAAAGCAGUUUUGUAUCAACUCUUUGAGCAACUUCAAGAAUGCAUCCAGAAUCGUUGAUAUGAGAUGCGGAACAAGAAAAGAAUGCCAGACAGGAUGGUUUGAGAAAUAUUCGACAGAUGAUAAAUGCACCAGUUUUGACCAGACUUACUUGUACACCAGCAGGUUCGACUGCGAGUUUUGUUGCAAUGAGGACAAUUGUAACCAGUUUAUUAAUCCAGCAAUCAAGUGGCAUCCGUAAUGGCAAUAAUCAAUGGAAAGGAUUUUUUAAAUACUGCACCAUGUUGUGUUAUAUAUAUGGAAAAUGUGUUAAUAUUUUCUUUUAACUUCGCAGUAAUUUUACUCUUUCAAUGAUUAUACAUUUGCCAACAUUAUUGUAGUUUAUGUAAAACGUAAGUAACCCAUAAAGGAAUUAAAAUAAAAAAGAAAAUGAUUUCAAUUUUACAGCUAAAUAGAUGGUCGUACGACAGUAUGCUUGAAAAUGUCCAUAUUAAACAUGUUUAUUUUCUGAUAUUGACCUCGUGUCCAAAGAAGUGCAUAAGUGUAUUAGAUAGUAGCGGUAUAGACUAUUCCAAUCCUCACCUAGUUAUACCUGGUAUUUUAACUUGUAAUUUUCAACUCUUAAGAAAAAAAAAGAAACCGUAUUCAAGAAUUUUGGAUUUUUCUUGGAAUUAGGUAAGAGUAUGAGAAUUCGUAUAAAGAAUAUUAAUCUACAAAGUUUAAACUUUUUUCAUUUAAACUUAAAUAUAUAUUGCAUAAUUAUCAAUAUAUAAUUUAUUGAACAGAACAGAAAUUUUAUUGUUUUAUUUCUGCUCUGUACUGUUUAUAUCCAUUCGUGAAUUAUGAAUAUAUAAUUUUAUUGUUUAUUUCUGCUCUGUACUGUUUAUAUCCAUUCGUGAAUUAUGAAGUCCAGUCAUUUUUUGUCGUUUUUUCCGUUUAUACAUGUAUAGACUGAAAUUGAAUUUACAAGCGAAAUAUUAUAUAAUUUAUUGGUAAUGCACAGAUAACUGACGAUGUUUUCAUAGGUGCAUUUAACGGUCUUUGAUUAUCUAUACUUUUUUAAAUGAAAUAAUACGAGGGGUGUCCAGUUAAUACCCGGGGAGCGGUGUCAUAUAUUUCUGUAUCAUUAAAAAUCAAUGGAACUGUUAUAAAAUGUAGAUUAGGGAAUAUUUAGUUGAUAUGUCAAAGUCAUAUUUUCUGUGGAUAAUUGAUAAGUAAAUGCUACUUCUCGUGGCAACGUCAUUUGACGUCAUCCAGCCAAAUUUUAUGUAUUUUUCUAUUUUGCAUUUACUAAAACAUUUCUUGCCUUUUACUUAUUUUUCAAGCUGUCAUUCCUUAAGGAUGUACGAGCGUUUGUUUGUUUUUUCAGGAUAUCCGCCAUUUUGAAAAAUGUUUCUUUGAAUAUUGUUUUCUAACAAAAGUUUUGCCAAAAAUUAAUUCUAAAUAAUUAAAAUAUGGGUAAUAAUGUACCAUUUAACCAAAUAGAUUCUGCUUUUUGCGAGAAAAAAAAAUUUCACCCUUAUUUUUGGCUGGUAUUUGCCUAAAAUUGACGUAAGUUUUACAACGGGGUAGGGGCAGGUAAUUUCAAAAAUCUAUGAAAGUAGACCAGGUUUGGUUUUGAUAUUUUCCUGACUGAUACAUAUGAGCCGCGCCAUG
Mercenaria mercenaria is the source of this 3132-nucleotide messenger RNA. RefSeq names its product coadhesin-like. Bases 134 to 1717 code for a protein of 527 amino acids. NCBI's taxonomy places the organism in Eukaryota, Metazoa, Mollusca, Bivalvia, Venerida, Veneridae. The record is from RefSeq and is a predicted model, not a curated record. The transcript has 12 exons.